AUGGUCAAGCUGUUUUCGAGAAAGAUCGACCAGCUGGCGGAGGGAGCAGGUGUGGGAGGGGGUGCCGACCACGAGGGAGGAGGCGAGAAGACGGGACGCGUCGUGAUUGAGUAUAGCGUCGAGGAGGAGGAGGAGAUCGAGGAGGAUACAUCGAGGCAGGCUCAGCACGGGGCGAGCGGCCCGGGCGGCGAUGCGAACCAGGACGAGGACUCAAGCUCGGGAACGAGCUCCGGCUCGAGCUCGAGCGAUGAGUCGGCCGAGGACGACGGCGAGGGCGCCGGACAUAGAACGGAGCGUACGGGGGAGCACGGAGUGGCGCUCGGGGAGCGGGUGGACGAGCGAGUAGAGCUUAUCGAGCAGCAGGCGACAGGGGAAACUAAGGCUGUCGAGGAGCAGGAGGGCGGAGCGGCUGCUCAGGAGGGUGGGGUCGGAGGGCAGCGGCAGGUGGUGGGCGAGGCGGCUGCGCAGGAGGGCGGGGCAGGAGGGCAGCAGCAGGAGGGCGUGGCGGCUGCGCAGGAGGGUGGGGCAGGAGUGCAGCAGCAGGCGUUUAGGGUUGCGGCUGCGCGGGUGGGUGGGUCGGGAGGGCAGGAGCCGGAGGACUGGGAGGCUGCUGAGGAGUAUCGUCGAGGAGAUGAGCGACAGGCCGCCGUAACAAGGAGUCACCGCACGGCUAGUGGCAGCGGACAGGCGGGCCCUUCGACCGGGUGGCCUUCGACGGCAGGCCAAUCGACGGCGAACGUUGCACUGGGAGGCCAGGUCGUCGAGGCUGUGAAGGGUGUCACGGCAGAGAGGAACCUGUUGGAAGGGGCGCGGGCGAAGAUCGACGAGAUGAGCGGGAAGAUCAUCGAGGGGGUGGCAGCCGCCAUCACAAAAGCGAGCGAGGACGCCGUCGAGAAGCAGCUCAAGCAGGUCGAGGAGCGGCUGGUUGCUGCGGUGCUGAAGGGUUUCGAGAAAGCCAUCAUGGAGGACAUGUUCUGCUCCACCCUCCCACCCGAGACCAUGAAGGAGCUGAAGGACAUUGUGAGGGAAGGCUACCAUGAAGCCGAAGCAGGGAGGUUGGAAGUCCUCACCGAAGCGAUGGCGAGAGGUUUUCAGCGCUCGACGGGCCCGUCGACGAGGUCGCGUCAGGAGGGUGUGGGAGGGGUUCGCAGCGGGGCUGAGCCUCGUGGUCACGAGCGGUCGGUUCCUCCGUCUUCUUCGGUGGGAGGACAUGUCGGCAGCCCGGUUGGAUCCCCACCGGCGCGUGGCCGUCAUCCCGUCGCCAAGCCCGUCGAGGAAGUCAUCGUACUCGACCAGUCGCCCCGCCCGAAGACCUCCGUAGCGGCUCCGAUCGAUCCACCUGAUGCGUUUGCUUCGAUGCGGGACAUGCUGCAAGGCCUGGGGAAAACGGGUGGGAAAGCAGUGGUCGCGGGGGAGAAAAGUGGUGCCCCGAACGAGCACGUCGCCUCGACCGGGAACAGAGCUGUAGGAAUGCGAGGUGCCUCUACCCCGUCAGGCGGCGGUGCGGGGAAAGGAGCGGGAGAAGCAAGCGCUGGGUUGCUGUCGAAGACUAAAGCGGCAUCAGGUGCGCAAGGCGGUGGUGCUGGCCUUGCUGUCGGGCUUGUGGGAAAUUGGGCAUCUUCCUCGAACCCUCCAGUUGCUCCUGUCGUCGCUGCUCCGUCCCUAGGCAACGUUUGUCUUAGCGAUCCGGGCUCCCCUUCAACGUCGAAGAAGAAGCCGGCUGCGACGAAGUCGUCGAAGCGCGCUGCACACGCGACAGAGAGCCUUGACGUGGUGGAGCUGGCCAGCGUCCCUGGUCAGGCGCCUGUCGAGAAGACCUCUAUUGUCGUUGCUGCUCGACAGGAAAAGGCGAAGAAGGCCAGGGUCACGGGUCACACCCCACCUCCUCGACCGGACGACCAAGGCAAGACGAGAGGCUGCAAACGUCCGUUCAAAGGACCGGGUUUCGGGUUGCGGAAGGGGAAGCCGGUUUUCGAGCAGACCGUCGGCGGGAGGAAGCGGUUCCUUGGCACUUUUGAAACAGAGAAGGACCAGAAGUUCUGUACGGCCGUCUGCUGGCGCGUGUACUUCCCCGACGUUGUCCUUACGGAGUACGAAGGGUACACGGCGCAGGAUGAGGAGGACUGGAAGGUCUACCUCGAUGCGGCCGCAGAAAUGCCAACCGGCGUUUGGAGCGUGGCGCAAGAACAAGGGGAAUGUCGUUUCGACGAUUACCUGUCGCUGUUGGCGACGGCAAAAAAGGAAGUGAAAGCUGGAACCGAGAGGGGAAUCGCGCUGUGCGUGGCGAUUGGUAAGGUCGCGACGCUUGGCCUGAAGCACGGGAAUCUGAUUUACCCGGUCCCGAAGGGCAUGGCGGCGACACCGCACAUGAUGGCCAUCGCAGCAACUGUGGCGAGCUUGUGGGCGGCUAGCAGGAAGUUGUCGAGGGAGGAUAUUAAGAAGGAUGCCCUAGCUGCCGCAAACGCGGCGAUCUACGCCCCGGAGACUGCAAAGAAGGCUUGUGUGGCUGCCAUGUCCGCACUCGUGUCCAUACUUUUGCACGUCGGCAAGACGUUCCCGGCGAAGCAGUGGCCCGAUCACCUGUAUUCGUCGGCUGUCGAAGGUCUCGGCCCGACGGACGCCAUACUGCUGCAGAUGCUGCGCGUGGCAGCACAGGUCUAUACGCAAUGGUGCUGCUGUCGAGCUGCUGCCCGCUUGCUGGAGGACGCGGGCUAUGGCAGCCUGGCUAUGCCAGAAGAAAAGAGCAAGGCGAAGCAGGGCGACGAGGAUGCAGCUGAGACGGAAACGGGCGGGCAAGGGGAGUAG
This is a messenger RNA of Closterium sp. NIES-65, 2805 nucleotides long. The record is from the annotation of a GenBank genome assembly. Lineage: Eukaryota; Viridiplantae; Streptophyta; Zygnematophyceae; Desmidiales; Closteriaceae.